UUUAGCAAACUGCUCGAGCGAUAAUCCGGAAGGCGUUUUAGCGAAACGCGACUAGUAUUUUUUUGAAUUUCUCGGACAAUGUAAACCAAACAACUGAAGACAUUCGGACUGCAUUAUAGUCGGGACCAACUCGGCGGUGAUCUGAGUGUCUUCCAGGCAUAAUCCCCUCGAAAAGUUCCUCUUAGGUUCCCUUGUGGUAGAAAUAUUUCAAUAUGGAGUUGGGAGAGAAGCUAAAGGAGCUCAACAUGUCAGUGGAUGAAAUUCAGAGACUGACAAAGGCUUUUAAAGAUGAGAAAUUCAGAAAAAUGCUGCAUGAGUAUGCAGAGGAGAUAUCAGAUCCAGAAAAUAGGAGAAUUUAUGAAGAGGAGAUUGCCAUCCUGGAGCAGGAACGGGGAAACAGCAUUGAGUUCAUCCACCCCCAGCCAUUCAGGGCCCUGAAGACCAUUCUGAACCGCAAGCAGAAGUGUUACAUCAACAUCUGUGGCAAUGAAAAAGUGGGGAAGCCUGAAUGUAAGUGUGGGGUCUCCGAUGACGGUCGCAGGGGACAAUGCUGGUCACUUCCUCACAAUCUGUCCCAAGGGAGGCAAGACACAGAUCCAAAGGGAAACAAAAUCACCAUAUAUGAUGUUGUUUUCCAUCCAGACACCCUCCACAUAGCGAACAAAAAUUCUAAAUUUAUGGAAAUGGUUAGCAGUACAGCCGUUAAGGCGAUUCAGGAUGCCUUCAAGGUCACUUUGGAUGAAAACAACAUGAAGGAGAUGAAGACAAAGUAUAAAGGGAUGCCUCAUCCUUGUGUCAUUCGGAAACGCAUCCCUGGAUUCAAACCAACAGACCCUCAAGAUCACCCUCUCGCCUUUCCAUACCCAGAUGAAAAACCACCAAAAGAAAUCACCCCUGAUCCCAAACCUAGGAGCUACGUAAUCCAACCUGAGAAAAUCAAAAAGCACUCUGAGCCAAGCUAUACUGUGAAAUACAGAUCCUUCAUUGACCUGCAGGACUUCAGAUGCUCCAGAGACUCGGCAAAGAGCCCCAGGCCCAAAGAGAUUAUUGUCACUAUAGAUGUCCCGCUCCUGAAGUCGGUAGCGGACGUUAACCUGGAGGUGAAGGAGAAAAGCCUGCUGCUGGAAUCUGAGAGUCCUGCCUACAGACUGGAGCUACCUUUGUCCUACCCUGUGGACGAGGAGGAAGGAGAGGCCAAGUUUAGCAAACAGAAAGGACAACUUACUGUGACUCUGCCUGUCCUUCCUUCUCAUGAGGCGACAGAGUUCUUUGCUCAGCGUGCCGGUGAUCACGACAGGACAGAAGGAGAUAUGGAGGAGGAGAAUAAUCAGAUGGAAGGCAGGGAAAGUCAAAGUCAAGAUGGGGAAGUGAAGCUGAAAAAAGAAAAUGAGGAUCCUAUGAAAGAAGAAGAGAAGUUGAAAGAAGACGCCAUUGGAAAAAAAGUGGAGUUGAAAGAAAAAACAACAGUUCAAGAACAGAAAAAAAAUGAAGAAAAGAUGUAUGAAAAAGGAAGCCAUGAAGUGGAAGAGAACAUGCAGGAAACCCAACAACUGAUCAGUCACCAAGACCUACACAGGGAUCCUGUUAGGAACGAGGGUGCGCCACAGAAAAUAGACACUGAGAAUGAAAACCCAGCACGUGUCGAUCUGUUACAGACUUCACCUGAGAGGGAAAGCCCUGUAGUCACCUUUGAAACAUGUAGUGAUGUAGAAGAUGCAGCCGCGGACUCGUGUUCAGAGUCACCCGUCCCAAUUUAUGACAAUGGAAGUAAUAUGGGGGAGAACACGCAGGAACCCCAAGAACUGAUCAGUCACGAAAACAGAAGCAGAGAUUCUGUCAAAAACGAGGAUGUUCCACAGAAAAUGGACUCAGAGGAAGAAAACCCAGCAAGUCUUGAUCUGUUACAGACGUCAUCUGAGAAGCAAAGUCCAGUAGUCACAUUUGAAGCAUCAGGUGAUGUAGAAGAUGUAGCCGCGGACUCGUGUUCAGAGUCACCCGUCCCAAUUUAUGACAAUGGAAGUAAUAUGGGGGAGAACACGCAGGAACCCCAAGAACUGAUCAGUCACGAAAACAGAAGCAGAGAUUCUGUCAAAAACGAGGAUGUUCCACAGAAAAUGGACUCAGAGGAAGAAAACCCAGCAAGUCUUGAUCUGUUACAGACGUCAUCUGAGAAGCAAAGUCCAGUAGUCACAUUUGAAGCAUCAGGUGAUGUAGAAGAUGCAGCCGCGGACUCGUGUUCAGAGUCACCCGUCCCAAUUUAUGACAAUGGAAGUAAUAUGGGGGAGAACACGCAGGAACCCCAAGAACUGAUCAGUCACGAAAACAGAAGCAGAGAUUCUGUCAAAAACGAGGAUGUUCCACAGAAAAUGGACUCAGAGGAAGAAAACCCAGCAAGUCUUGAUCUGUUACAGACGUCAUCUGAGAAGCAAAGUCCAGUAGUCACAUUUGAAGCAUCAGGUGAUGUAGAAGAUGCAGCAGUGGACUCGUGUUCAGAGUCAGAGUCACCUGCUCAAGUGGUGGACGCAUCCAUGCAAGAAACUGCGAAAGAGAAGAUGGAAAUAGACUCAUGUCAGGACUCUGUCUUGGAAAACUACAUUGAUGAGUCAAACCGGACGCCUGCACAAGAGGAAGCUCCUUCUGUAGGAGGUUCAGCAAGUCACCCUGCAAAAGAGAGCACACUUCUCUCAGCAGAGGAUCUGGACAAAAUGGAGGAAAAGCCAAAGCCUGACAAAAAGCAACCUCUUGUGUUGUUGAGGGAAAUCAACAAAGAUGGAAAGGUGACAGUCGUCAGCGAUCACUCUACAUCCGCUGGAUUUGUCUUCCAUAACUCCCUGAUGUAUGAACUCGACUAAAAAUAGUUGAAAGUGCCUUCUGAUGAGAUCAAUAUUGCAAUUUAUUUGGUUUUUCAAUGUAAAUCCUCUCGAACCACGCACUCCAUCCAAUGUUUGUUUACAGUUUUUCUAAUAUUUUGUACCUCUCCAACUAAUUAGAAACUUAAUUCUAUGUUAUACAAUUGCAAGUUAUAACCAAAUACAGUAUAUUAUGUGUUUUUGUGCAAGUGUGCCUAAUAUUGGGAACAAUUGUAUGCAUUCAAAUCAUUUACAAUGAAGUCCUGUAAUA
This is a messenger RNA of Nerophis ophidion (straightnose pipefish), 3120 nucleotides long. RefSeq names its product dynein axonemal assembly factor 2 (gene dnaaf2). Gene Ontology annotation, biological process: axonemal dynein complex assembly. The record is from RefSeq and is a predicted model, not a curated record. Lineage: Eukaryota; Metazoa; Chordata; Actinopteri; Syngnathiformes; Syngnathidae. Gene Ontology annotation, cellular component: cytoplasm. Bases 213 to 2852 code for a protein of 879 amino acids. The transcript is spliced from 3 exons.